This is a messenger RNA of Pseudophryne corroboree (corroboree frog), 2918 nucleotides long. It is a transcript of the gene PRPF40B, whose product is annotated as pre-mRNA processing factor 40 homolog B. Gene Ontology annotation, cellular component: U2-type prespliceosome; U1 snRNP. The record is from RefSeq and is a predicted model, not a curated record. The coding region runs from base 75 to 2852 and encodes 925 amino acids. The transcript has 28 exons. Lineage: Eukaryota; Metazoa; Chordata; Amphibia; Anura; Myobatrachidae. Gene Ontology annotation, molecular function: protein binding; RNA binding. Gene Ontology annotation, biological process: mRNA cis splicing, via spliceosome.
GUGCCCGUCUUUGCCAAUAGGCGUGUAGCUUGUUGAGGGGGUGGGGCCUGUGGCGGCUUACGGCAGAAGCAGGGAUGUCAGCACCAGACUCAGGAACAGCUCCACCUGGUCAGACUGCCUCUUUUCCUACUGCUCCUCCUCUGAUGCCUCCACCUUUUAUGCCACCUCCUGGGCUUCCACCUCCAUUUCCACCUAUUGGGCUGCCACCAAUUGGACAGAGGCCUCCAGCAAUGCCCCCAAUUCCACAUGCAUUGAUGCCGCCUAUGAUUCCACCUAUGGCAGGACCACCCCCUCUAACUCAGAUCCCAAAUAUGGUACCUCCUUUGAUGCCAGCCGUGAUGCUACCCACGGUAACAACCAGUACUAGUACGCAGGCGACUGCUCCAGGAGCAGAGUCUGUGAGCUCAGCAGUGACUCAGCCAGUUCCUAACAUGCCGAAGAUAACUGUGGAUGACAGUUCUCCCUCUCAGGACAUUCCAAAAAAGAAGUCUCUAUGGACUGAGCAUAAAGCUCCAGAUGGGCGUACCUACUUCUAUAACACAGAUACCAAACAAUCCACCUGGGAGAAGCCAGAUGAGAUGAAGUCUAAAACAGAGCUGCUCCUGUCACAGUGUUGCUGGAAGGAAUAUAAAUCCGACACAGGCAAACCAUAUUAUUACAACUCUCAGACCAAGGAGUCACGCUGGACCAAACCCAAAGACUUAGACGAAUUAGAGGGUUUGAUAAAGCAGGAGGAAGAAGCUGGAAUUGACCAUAAAAGUCAGUCUGCUGCUUCCAGUCCUCAUUCUACAGCAGCUUCUUCUGAUGCUGAAAUGGCACCCAGUGAGGAGAUAGCUGUUGUGCAGCCCCACAUACCUGAGCCUAUUGACACUGCUGACACAGAGGCUGCACAGGAGGAUGCUGCAGCUUACCAGAAAGAUAUCAUCAAUAGUGAUAGCCUCCAAAUGGAGGAUGAAGGUAAAAUGGAGCCAGAGAAAAUAUUUUAUCACUGGAGCACAAAGGAAGAAGCAAAGCAGUUAUUUAAGGACCUGCUGAAAGAAAAGGGUGUUCCUUCUAAUGCAUCAUGGGAGCAAGCAAUGAAAAUGAUUAUAAAUGAUCCACGGUACAGUGCCCUACCCAAGCUGAGUGAGAAGAAGCAGGCGUUCAAUGCUUACAAAUCACAGCGCGAGAAGGAGGAAAAGGAGGAAACCAGACUCAGGGCUAAGGAAGCUAAGGAGAAGCUGCAGCGUUUCCUAGAGCAACACGAGAGGAUGACCUCAGCUACUCGCUACAGGAAAGCUGAGCAGAUGUUUGGGGAACAAGAAGUUUGGUCAGUUGUACCAGAGCGAGAUCGAAAAGAAAUAUAUGAUGAUGUACUAUUCUUCCUUGCAAAGAAAGAAAAGGAACAAGCAAAGCAGCUGAGGAAACGCAAUGUUCAAGCACUGAAAAAUAUUUUGGAUAAUAUGAGCAAUGUCUGCUUCCAGACCACAUGGUCAGAGGCACAGCAGUACCUCAUGGAUAAUCCAAUGUUUGCAGAGGAUGAAGAGCUGCAGAAGAUUUCAACCAAACACGUCGACAAUGAUGUUAUAGAUAUGGAUAAGGAAGAUGCUCUCAUUUGCUUUGAGGAACACAUCCGAGCUCUGGAAAAAGAUGAAACAGAAGAAAAGGAGAAAACCAGGCUGCGGGAAAGGCGCCAGCAACGUAAAAACCGUGAAUCCUUUCAGGUGUUUCUGGAUGAGCUACAUGAGACCGGUCAAUUACACUCCAUGUCCACAUGGAUGGAACUUUAUCCGUCAGUAAGCACGGACUCUCGCUUUGCUAACAUGCUGGGACAGACAGGCUCUACACCACUUGAUCUGUUUAAGUUCUAUGUGGAGGAUCUGAAGGCUCGAUUCCAUGAUGAGAAAAAAAUUAUUAAGGAUAUCUUGAAGGAUCGUAACUUCAGUGUGGAAGUGAAUACUACUUUUGAAGACUUUGCUCACAUUAUCAGCUUUGACAAGCGGGCGGCUACACUCGAUGCAGGAAACAUUAAGUUAACAUUUAAUAGCUUGUUGGAGAAAGCGGAGGCUCGGGAGCGUGAGCGAGGAAAGGAGGAAGCUCGCAAGUUUCGAAGGAAGGAAGCUGCAUUUAAAAGCAUGCUGAAGCAGGCAGCUCCUCCCCUGGAAUCAGACUGCAGCUGGGAGGAUGUACGGGAGCGUUUUGUGGGUGACAGUGCUUUUGAUCAGAUCACAGUGGAAUCGGAAAGGAUCCGUCUGUUUAAGGAGUUUCUUCUUUCUAUUGAGAAUGAAUGUCAGCAUCAUCACUUCAAAGGCAAGAAGCACUCGAAGAAAUCCAAGAAGCACCACCGUAAGCACUCUCAUUCACAGUCUCCCAGCCCUGCAGAAAGGGGGAAGAAGAAAGCUCCAGACACAUUUACUACAUGGGACAAUGCUGGAGCAGGGGAGAAGGCUUCAGGAACAGAUGAGGAAAAUAACCAGCAUCGUUUACCAAAGAGAAAAAAGAGAACUCAUUCCGAGUCUGGAUCUGAUGUUUCAUCAUCAGUUGAUUCAGAACAUAGCUCCAAGAAAUCAAAGAGGCAGAAAAAGAAGAAUAAGAAAAAGAGACACAAAUCGAACAGUCCUGAGAGUGAAGCAGAGAGGGCAAAAGAGAAAAGUAAGAGAGAGAGAGAGCAAGACAGUGAACAGAUGAAAGAGAGAGAGAAAGACAGAGACCAUUAUGAAAACGUGGACUCUACAGACAGUCGACGCAGAUCGCUAAAGCAAGCCACACAGAAGGAGAAAACAGGCUGGGACACGUCAGAGAGUGAGCUCAGCGAGGGAGAGCUGGAGAAGAGACGACGUACCUUACUGCAGCAACUGGAUGAUAAUCAGUAGAUAGAGAUGACAUAUGACACUAGAGUGAAGUGAUGAUCAUCAGAAUUAAAAUCUAAUAAAUCUGCA